Ictalurus punctatus (channel catfish) is the source of this 5538-nucleotide messenger RNA. It is a transcript of the gene arnt, whose product is annotated as aryl hydrocarbon receptor nuclear translocator. The coding region runs from base 291 to 2531 and encodes 746 amino acids. Gene Ontology annotation, cellular component: aryl hydrocarbon receptor complex; nucleus; transcription regulator complex. Lineage: Eukaryota; Metazoa; Chordata; Actinopteri; Siluriformes; Ictaluridae. The transcript is spliced from 21 exons. Gene Ontology annotation, molecular function: protein dimerization activity; RNA polymerase II cis-regulatory region sequence-specific DNA binding; DNA-binding transcription factor activity, RNA polymerase II-specific. The record is from RefSeq and is a predicted model, not a curated record. Gene Ontology annotation, biological process: regulation of transcription by RNA polymerase II.
UGUGAGUGUGUGUGUUUGCGUGUUUUCCUGGAAGCCGAGCGCCAUCUUAGAUCAACAUGGAGGGGGGUUUAAACGGGAAAACACAAGGAGAAAACUAUUCUUCCGGCUAAUAACUGUUUCGUCAAAAAAAAUGAUUUACUUAAAUUUGUGAUAUUAUAUAUCUCUCUAUAUAUAUUUUUUUAAUUAAAAAGGGACACAAGCCAGCUGGAGUGAUUUCUUUUUAAUUUUUUUUGUAAACCUGUUUUGUUUAUGUGUUAGCAAAGCUAGCUAACGUUCACUUCCAGUCGGAUAUGGCGUCUUCCAAUCCAGACAUGCCCGACGUGUCUCCUCUGGGGAUGUCCGUGGCAGCUGGAUCUCACGCCAGCGCCGGAGCCGUUGUGCCGAAGGGCAGUAACAAACGAGCUGCCAGCUCCGACUUUGAUGAUGAUGACGGAGGGAAGCUCUUCAGGUGUGACGAUGACUCGGGCAACUCGAACGACAAGGAGCGAUUCGCAAGGGAGAAUCACAGUGAGAUCGAGCGACGCAGGCGCAACAAGAUGACCGCCUACAUCACGGAGCUGUCGGAGAUGGUGCCCACGUGCAACGCGUUGGCACGGAAACCGGACAAGCUCACCAUUCUGCGCAUGGCUGUGUCUCAUAUGAAGACUCUGAAGGGCAGCGGCAACACGAGCACAGACGGCACAUACAAGCCAUCGUUCCUCACUGAUCAGGAGUUGAAGCACCUGAUACUGGAGGCAGCGGACGGGUUCCUGUUCGUGGUGUCGUGCGAAAGUGGGCGUGUGGUUUACGUCUCUGACUCCGUCACGCCGGUGCUGAACCAGGCUCAGUCCGAUUGGCUCGGCACGUCUGUGUAUGAUCAGCUCCACCCCGAUGACAAGGACAAACUGAGGGAACAGCUGUCCACUUCUGAGAACAACAACAACAACAGCGGCCGCAUGCUGGAUCUGAAGACGGGCACAGUGAAGAAGGAGGGAAGCCAGACAUCUGUGCGAAUGAGCAUGGGGGCGCGUCGCUCCUUCAUCUGCAGGAUGAGGUGUGGUUCAUGUCCUGUGGAGCCCAUAUCCAUGGACAGACUCAGCAUUCUGAAGAGCAGAAACAGGAGCGGGUUGGGUCCUGUUAAAGAAGGAGAGCCUCAGUACGUGGUGGUGCAUUGCACGGGCUACAUCCGAUCCUGGCCUCCUGCAGGCGUUUCUCUGUCUGAAGACGAGUGCGAGAGCGGACAGGGCAACCGCUACUGUCUAGUCGCCAUUGGAAGGCUGCAGGUGACAUGUUGCCCCAGCGACACCAGCAUGACCACCAUCACGGUGCCGGUGGAGUUCAUCUCUCGGCACAACUGCCAGGGGACGUUCACGUUUGUGGAUCAUCGCUGCGUGGCUACGGUGGGCUACCAGCCUCAGGAACUUCUGGGAAAGAACUUUCUAGAAUUGGCUCAUCCUGAGGACCAGGGACUCCUGAGGGACAGCCUCCAGCAGGUGGUAAAGCUCCGGGGUCAGGUCAUGUCCGUGAUGUUUCGCUUCUGCACCAAAUCGGGCGAGUGGAUCCUGAUGCGGACGAGCUCGUUCACCUUCCAGAAUCCGUUCUCGGAGGAGAUCGAGUACAUCAUCUGCACCAACACUAACGUCAAUAAAGCUCCGAAUCAGGACGCUCUCCCCCCCAUGUCCUCCCCCAGAGGGGUGUUAUCCCCCUCUCUGGGGCAGAACAGCCCCAGCCGCCCCCCAGCCUCCAGCCCAGGGCAGAUCAAACACGCCAGGCAGCUCCAGCAGCAGCAGCAAGCUGAAUUGGACGGAGGAGGAGGGAGAGAGGAAAUCUAUGAGGCAGGACAGGUGGCUCUGCCUCAGGUUCCAGUGCAGCCAGUAGGACUAGAUCCUAAUCAUUCUAAGGUUCUGUCCUCCGCUGCACCCCCUACUGGACAGCAGGUUUAUACUCCUUCUGCCUCGUUCAGCGCUAACACGCGCACCGAGUCCUUCAGGCAAGUGCCUUCGGCAACCCAGAUGUUGUCACACAUGUCACGUCAGAGCGCCCCCUCUGGUCUACCUGUGAACAGCAGCAGCCCUGUUCAGAAUCAGAGUGCAAACCCUGUGCCCCCUGCAGCCUGGGCACAACCACGUGCUCCCUUCAGUGCACAGGCAGGGAAGAGUCAGUCACCCCAAUUUCCCAUGGGAAAUUUUAGCUCUGCCCCUUCCUCGUCAGCAUCCUCCUCUUUUGGACAAAUGGGUGGCGCUUCAGCUAACAUUGCAGCCAACACGACUAAUUACUCACAGAUGAACGCUCGCAACCAUCAGUCCACAAACGGAUAUGGUGACAUGAGCCAGUCGGGGCCGCAGUUCUCCUCUAGACCAUCAGAGGCAGCAGCAGCGUGGCAGCAGUGGCAAAAUCAACCACACACACAAAAUACAGUGGACACGCAUCCUCAUAUACAGAACAGCCAACCAGAGAUGUUUACCGAUGUUCUGUCCAUGCUGGAUACGUCUGCCAACUUCAGCAACGAAGACUUUACCGAAAUGCCCAUGUUUCCUCCAUUUCCUGAGUGAUCCCUGUCAUUUUCUUUUAGCCUUUUUCUUUUCUUUCUUUGUCUCUUUCUUCUUCUUAUCUAGUUUAUCAAGAAACAAAACGAGGGGAGAUUUGUUGAUUGAUUUUUUCGGGGGGGUGUAAAUUAAUGUCUCGUAUAGAGUCUUCCUCCACGGAGGAAGCGGCUGUGUUCUAAUAACCACGCACAAGUGCACAAAGUGAGCACAAUCAGUCCAACACACUGAGUUAGGUUUAUCCUCUUGCGCCCCCAGAAACACGCGCACGCACACACACACUCGCCCAAACUUGGAGACAUUUGCAGUUUUACCCCAAACACGAGGACUGUGUCGAUGUUCAGUUUUAUAUUCAGUAGCGAGAAUUGUUUAUAUUUUACAAUAUUAUCACAGUAUAAUAGAUAUAUUUUUUUAAAAACGGGUGGUUCUUAUCACGCCUUCCAAAUCUGACUACCUUUAUUGCACUGCCUAAAAAUGCUACCUAUGUAAGAUGCCUUCUCCCGAGCAGAGCACAGAGGUAGUGACGAUAUUUUACCAACAGAACACUGCGAUUGUUGUACCGCUGAUUAUGGACACGUGCCUAUGUAAAUUCACACAGUCACUGUUACCAUUUCCAUGGAAACCAUCGUUCAUUUUCUUCUGAAAGCAAUUAUUAUUAAUAUGAUUAUUCACAUUAUCACUAUGAAAAUGUGUCGUAAUUAGACUUAAAGGCACACAGACUUUCCUGGACUUUUCUUUUAUUCACUUUGUUUAUCAAGUGACUUGAUAAGUAGCUAAAAGAAUUUGGCAUGUAUCUGGUUAUGGUCUAAAAUGCAUAUGCAAAUUAGCGACCGCUCUAGUAUUUAUUUAUUUAAUGUUAAUUUCCUAAAUGACAAAUCUCCUCAUCCUGAUUUGCAUAUGCAAAUUAGCUACGCCUGCGUCAGCUGCAACUGUGGUGCUCUGUUAUUCAGUUUUCUUGCUCUCCUUCUUUCUGACAAUCACUUUUGUUCAAUUUUGUUUUCUAGUGAAUUGCAUUUUAAUUUAAUUCUGGGGGUGAUUUCAAUUUAUUAAAAAUAAGACCGUAAAAAAAAGAAAGAUUGUGUACGAUCUAAAAUAAUGAUUUUUUUUUUUUCCUUUUUAACCCGAUACUUCAGAUGAAAGCUUGGUAUUAAUAGUUUGCAGUAGUUAUUAGUAGUUUUAAAAAAAAAAAAAAAAUUUUAGUCAAAUGCAUUCAUCAUAUAAUGUCCAUGUGCAUGUCUGGGGAAGUGCCCUGAAUAUAAUUUAAAUAUGAAAGAUCGCAAAUAUUGAACUUUUUAAUUAUUUUUCCUCAACUAACUACCUAGAGUGUUAACCUGUGAUGCUCAAAUAAUUCCCGAUAUUUCUUUUUCUUUUUUUUUUUCCUCGUUAAAGACAUUUGCAUUUACAAUAGUAAUUAAAAAAAAGUCUACACACCCCUGUUAAAAUAGCAGGAUUUUAUGCUGUAAGAUGAUAAAUCCACCUAUACAAUGCCACUGAAAACUAAAGUGACACAUAUCAGAGAGAAAAAUACAAAUAAAAAAACUUAAUCUUAUUGCAUAAGUGUGCACACUCUUUUAUAACUGGGAUAUAAAAUCAACCAAUCGUCAAGCUCGUGUGAAAUAGUAGUACACACGCAUUUCUUCAACAGAUGUGACUCCGAUGAACACUAAAUAAAUCUCAGCUGUUCUUUUAGGAUUUUUCUGACGUCUUGGUUGCAUCCUAGUUGCAAAAUCCACGCCACAAGAGCCCACGAGGGCUACAAAACAACGUCCAAGGCAUUGGAUAUACCAUAGAACACAGUGAAGACACGGUCAUCAACAAGUGGAGAAAAUGUGACAAAAGAAGACGGCGAGAAAACUUUGUCAGGGAGGCUAUCAAGAGGCCUACAGAAGAUUUCUGGCAAGUAGUGGUUGCUUCCUACAUGUGACAACCAUCUCCCGUAUUCUUCAUGUGUCUGGGCUAUGGGCCAGGGUUGCAAGACACGUAUAUCCAGUCUCCCAAAAGCAUCGGGGAAAAACGUGUUAUGGUCUGAUGAGACGAAGAUCGAGCUUAAUUGGCCGUAAUUGUAAAAAGGUAUGUUUGGCACAGAAACAGCAGGAAACAUCAGCAAAAGAACACCAUCCUCACAGUGAAGCACGGUGGUGGCGGUAUGCUUUGGGACUGCUUUUCUUCUGCUGGAAAUAGGGUUUUAGUAAAAGCUGGAGGGAAUCACAAAUGGCCCGGCCAAAGCCAAGACCUAAAUCCUAUAGAAACAUCUGAAGAGGUUCGUGCACAGGAGAUUUGGCACAUCGGGAAUUUUUUUUUUGCAAAGAAGAGUGAGGAAAAUAUUCCUGAGUCAAGAUGUGCCAAGCUUAUAGACUCUUAUCCAAACAGACUGAGUGGUGUAAUAAAAUCCAAGGGUGCUUCAACUAAGUAUUAGUUCAGGGGUGUGCACACUUACACAAUUAGUUUUGUUUUUCAAUAGCUUUUUACAGUUUGUCAUUAUUUUCUUUACAUCGAAGGUCAAAAUGUUCUAAUAUGAUUUUACAUCGCAAAAACCUGCCAUUUUAACAAGGGUGUGUAGACUUUUUAGAUCCACUCUACCUACCUACAGUCUAAUCUGUGAUGCUCAAAUAAUUUCCAAUAUUUUUUUUUUUUUUUUUUUUAACCCCCACUUGUCAAAGACGUUUGUAGGCAUUUCUUAUGUUCCUUCUCUGUUUCUACGAUCCAAAGACUCCCGUGUUUUGCAGUUGUUUUAAAACCGAUUCCUUUUUUUUUUGCCAUUUUUAAAUGGGUUACUCAUGUUUCAGGGCGUGUCUCACUUAUGCUCUAAUUUGCAUAUGCAAAUUAGCCAGGCGGGACAUGACGAGGGUGAUUUUUAUUCUUGUUUGUUUGUUUGUUUUAAAGCAUUACUGCAGCCGUGAAAAUGCAGUUUAUAUAAAUGACACAAAUCUAAAAAAUAUAUAUAUAUGUAUAUGAAAAUGUUGAGAACUUGUUUGGAACUCUUUUUGUAUUAAAUUGUUAUAUUGUCCAAAAGCAA